This is a messenger RNA of Ceratotherium simum simum (southern white rhinoceros), 1022 nucleotides long. The record is from RefSeq and is a predicted model, not a curated record. Lineage: Eukaryota; Metazoa; Chordata; Mammalia; Perissodactyla; Rhinocerotidae.
ACCCUGAAAGCCUAGGCAGAAGGAUGGCUAGUGAGGUUUAGGUUAUGUUGAGCCCUACCUUUGUUCUGUGGGAUGUUGGAUAUCCCUUAUACACUUAUGGCUCCAUCAUCAUUAUUGCAUUAAUUAUUUGGCAAGUGAAAAAGAGCUGCCAAGGAUUAAGGUUGGCACCUAACAGGAGCUGUUGCUGGUAUCACUGGAGAGUCAAACAAAGGGUUAAAGAAAGAUCAUCAAGAGAUAGAUGUUCCCAGGAAGCAGCUGAGAAGAGGGAGCUGCUGUCUUUCAUGAAUAGCCAGGGCUGGCUGCCUCAGGAGGGAAGCGUGCGGCGGCUCCUGUGUGCAGAUCCCUCGUGCCCCAUCUGCAAUGCUGUGGCUCUGGAGAUCCGGCAGUUGCUGAGCCAGGGCUCCCCACCCUGGGACCUCGGGCAGGGAUUUCAAGUGCCAGACGUGUCGUGGGACACGGGAGCUCUGUCUUCUUCAAGCCUUGAGGAGCCUGGGACUCCUGUGCAGCAGCAGGACAAGAGGAAGAGCGGCUCUGGAUGUGUCCUGGAGAGACGAGAAGCUGCAGAAGCUGGCUUGGGAAAUAAGAUGAAGCACUUUCCACACUGGAUUAACCCUGAGUUGAAAGGUCAAGGGCAUAAGGAAUCCAUUCUCCUCUUGAAGGAUGAGACAGUGGCGAAAACCAUGACAAAAAAGGUUGAGAAGAAUCCAUCCCCCACCGAAGACCUGGUGAGGAGAGCUAAGUUGGCGAAGACAACAGCGGAGGAGGGCCUGACCUUCUUUGAUGCCCCCCAGUGCCGAGACAAUGAGCUACAGCAACAUUUCCUUCAGUCCAGCCACUCUCAGUCCCUGUGCCUUUCCCGCAACAGCUCCAAGCACUGUCCUCAGCUGACUUGUGCCGCUCAACCAGAAAAUCCAUCCCAGGUCUCAACUCUCACCUCAGCAGAAGGAAUUGGCCUAUACAAGGAGAAUUCUCAUUCCAGGAAAAGGGAGUUCAGAGGUUCUCAAACCUCUGCAUCCCCCUGA